AUGACUCCGAAGAAAUUCAUCUUGGCUUUCCUCACGAACCAACACAUCGAUUUGGCUUUACGACGUGGAUGCUGGGGAACCAAGACGGGCUGGACAACAACGUUGGAGCUUAUUCAAGCGAUCAAGCGACUUGCAACGAAAUUGAAGGCAAGUCGAUGCCUAUGGAGGGAGUUUAUUCUACAGGAGGCUAAAACCUUUGUCAACAGCAAAUCCCCCAAGCGAGGUGUAUUUCCGAAUGGCGCUUACCAUAACUCGCGAACGGUUCAUGAGAAUUUUUUUGCUCGUCAAUCAAAAGACGACCGCGACUCCAAGCUUGUGACAGAAGACAUGCCGUUUCUAUAUGAACUCAUUUCGUCAAAGCUUUUGAAUCAAAUAAAAAAAAAACCUCAAGAAAGUUCAAACAACGAUUCCGAGGAUGAUGAAUCCACCUCGAUCGACUCUGAAGAUAGCGAUGUAGAUUUAGCAUUCAACACUGAAGAUGCUUCAACUGUUGAGCCUGGACGCGAUCACAUUAGGAAGGUAUCCAAGAACAGACAAGAGACACGAGCACAUAUGACAGCAAAGACAGUAUGUGCAAUGGUAUCAUUUGGAGAGAACCGAAGGGCAAACUCAAUGCAGCUCUAUAACUCAGUCGUAUUCUUGGCCUGCGGAGUGACCGAACGAAUCAACAGCUACCUUCACUACAUUGGACUUACAAUGUCGCGGAAAACAGCACUCUCAGCUCUCGAUCGAUUGGGUCAUCAAGCAAAGAAGAGAAUUGCUCAAAAACUCUCUGUCUCUGCAAGAAAACCUCUCUCGCCCCUACUCUGCAUCGACAAUAUCGACUUUGAGGAGCGCGUUCAUUUCAAAUCAGUGGAAAAGACUAGCCACAUGUUCCAUGGAACAUGGGGCUAUGUUCAUACCCUCGAUCCCAGUCUCAUCCUUGAAGCCGACCCAGAAGAAUUCUCAAUGAAUCAAUUCCAGAAGGCAAUUAAAGAUUCAGUUAACCUCAAGAUAUCACCAACAAUGUUUCUCCCAACAUUCGAAGAGGAAUCUCACUUUUGUAAUGCCAUCAAAAGUCAAAUUGCUCAAGUUAUGAUGUCUUACAUAGCAACAACAGACAAUCCAAAGAGCUCAAUUCCACUCGAGCCACCUUCGAUUGAUCAAAUACGUGCUCAAAAGCCAGACAUCGAAAUGUUUGAACUAAUGUUGGCAUCCGAUAACUGCGCCGAAGGCAUUGGCGAAAUCUUGACCGAUAUCAUCAAACAAACCAAUCUGACUCCUGACAAAUUUUUCUCACAGCUGCAGAUCGUGGACGGCGACCUUGGUACUCUCCAAAACAUGGAAUGCUUGCGAGGCCAAAGAAAACCAAGCGGACACAAGGAAGAUAGCCUUGGAAAUAUCUUCAUGCUUUUGGGGGCUUCUCAUACCCUAUGGAAUAUAGCUCAAGCAAUCUAUCUCAAGCAUUUUGGAAACAAUAAAACUCAAGACGACCUUGGUGCCUGGAGGACUCUUCAAGCCCUUGGACUUCCCUCAGAAAAACCAGCCGCAAAAAACAACUUCACUCUUAUGCUUACAAGCAUCCAGAAGAUUCACGAGGUCACUCUUAUCCAUUGUUUACUACUUGUCAUGGGAAUCCCUCAAACCAGCUUACCAAACGAGAAGAUCAAGUUGAAAGCAAAAUCAAUCAACCACGUUAUCAACUUAUGCUAUGAUCGAUUCUUUGGCUGCACUCAACUCAAAAAGGCCAAAACUUUCAAUUCUCCCAAAUUGUUCAACCUCAUGACUCGAUUACGUGAUUUUGCUACAAUAGUUGAGGCUGAUCAAUCGAUGAAGGCGGGAGUGGUCGAUUGUUAA
Puccinia graminis f. sp. tritici CRL 75-36-700-3 is the source of this 1836-nucleotide messenger RNA. RefSeq lists its product as uncharacterized. The record is from RefSeq and is a predicted model, not a curated record. NCBI's taxonomy places the organism in Eukaryota, Fungi, Basidiomycota, Pucciniomycetes, Pucciniales, Pucciniaceae. The coding region runs from base 1 to 1836 and encodes 611 amino acids. The transcript has 4 exons.